AUGGGAGAAUACUCAAAAGCAGUUUCAUCUCACGAAAAAGCACUUGAAAUUCUAGAGAAAAUACUUCCUUCAAAUCAUCCUGAUUUGGCUACUUCAUAUAGCAACAUCGGUUUGGUGUAUGAUAACAUGGGAGAGUACUCAAAAGCACUUUCAUUUAACGAAAAAGCACUUGAAAUUAAACAAAAAACUCUUCCGUCAAAUCAUCCUGAUUUGGCUACUUCAUACAAUAACAUUGGUUUGGUGUAUGAUCACAUGGGAGAGUACUCAAAAGCACUUUUGUUUUACGAAAAAGCACUUGAAAUUCGAGAAAAAAUCCACCCGUUAAAUCAUUCUGAAUUGGCUACUUUAUACAACAACAUCGGUAGUGCGUAUGACCACAUGGAAGAGUACUCAAAAGCACUUUUAUUUUACGAAAAAGACCUUGAAAUCCAAUUAAAAAUAUUUCCUUCAAAUCAUCCUUCAUUAGCCACUACAUACAACAACAUUGGCUUGGUGUAUAACAAUAUGGAAGAGUAUUCCAAAGCACUUUCGUUUUACGAAAAAGCACUUGAGAUUAAAUUAGAAACUCUUUCUUCAAAUCAUCCUUCAUUGGCUAUUACUUACAAUAAUAUCGGUUUGGUGUAUGGCAACAUGGGAGAAUAUUCAAAAGCACUUUCGUUCUAUGAAAAAGACCUUGAAAUCUGUCAAAAAACUCUUCCUUCGAAUCAUCAUUCAUUGGCUGCUUCAUACAACAACAUCGCCACUGUGUAUUGUGAUAUGAAAGACUAUUCGAAAGCUCUCUCAUGUUAUGAACGUGCUCUGGAUAUAGUACAGCGUGGAUUACCUCCAACUCAUCCUCAUAUAGAAAGUGUGAAAAAAAGUAUUGAAUUUGUAAAAGAUAAAAUUCUAAAGAAUAUUUAA
Molecule: messenger RNA, 900 nt
Organism: Adineta steineri
Lineage: Eukaryota; Metazoa; Rotifera; Eurotatoria; Adinetida; Adinetidae
Source: the annotation of a GenBank genome assembly